This is a messenger RNA of Saccostrea cuccullata (small rock oyster), 954 nucleotides long. RefSeq names its product E3 ubiquitin-protein ligase TRIM45-like. The coding region runs from base 86 to 949 and encodes 287 amino acids. The record is from RefSeq and is a predicted model, not a curated record. NCBI's taxonomy places the organism in Eukaryota, Metazoa, Mollusca, Bivalvia, Ostreida, Ostreidae. The transcript has a single exon. Gene Ontology annotation, molecular function: zinc ion binding.
AUGACAAAUGGAAUCUUGUUCUUAGACCUUCUAAAGUUUUUAUUCUAAAAAGAAAUAUAUUGUUACUAUUGAGAGGAUAAAGAAGAUGGCUACUGCUUUGACUGACAGCUCCUCGUUUGAGGACGUCACAGUUUGUUCUAUAUGCUUUGAGAAAUACAAAACACCGCGAUAUCUACCAUGUUCUCAUUCCUUUUGUCAUGGCUGUUUAUCGUCACAUAUUGUAAGUGUGUGUAAGUCUACAGAACCGCGCUUAGGUUUUAAUUGUCCAUUGUGCCGAAAAUACACUCCAGUUGUCGGUCCGUUUGAUAAGCCGGAGGAAUGGGUAGAAACUUUUCCUGUAAAUGAAAUAUUGGAGAAAAUGCUAGGAAGUCCAGAACAAAAAAUGUGCGAUUCUUGUAUGAGAGAUAAUGAAGAGGAAGAAGCGUCUGAUUUUUGUUUAUCUUGUUUGGAGUUCUUAUGCAAAAUGUGUACCAAGUUUCAUAGAAAACAUUUGUUAUCAAGAGACCAUAGCAUCUGUCCUCUCAAAGAGUUAAAACUGCAACACAUUCAAUCAACCUUUGGAAAAGAUGACAUUUGUAAGAAGCACCCAGACCAAAAGCUGAAACUCUACUGUAAAAAACACGAAGAGCCUUGUUGUGUUGUCUGUGGUGGCAUGGAGCAUAGACAAUGCGACUCUGUUGAACCUAUUGAAAAAGCUGCAGAAACUUUCAAAGCGAGUGGCACACUUGAUAGCAUUUUACAAGAUGUGAGAAAUUUUAAACAGAAAUUGACACAUGCAAAGGGCAAACAAGAGAAAAAUAUAAAAGAACUAGAAGACACUUUAGACACAGUUACAGAAGAGACGGAAAAAGAAUUAAAUGAUCUUGUUUGUCUUAUAGAGAGAUUAAAAACAGAACAUUUAGAUGAGAUUUCUGCUGUUGUAAAAAAAAAGCAAAGAAACACUUACUAGAAAUG